UACACUUUGUGUCCCAAAAAUCAUACACGCAGCCUGUUGGAUUGGAGGGUUUAUUUCCGAAACUGCUGCACUGUCCCUGGAACUGCAUGGUCUAAGGAGCACCAGCAUGGACAGAGGGGAAACAGAAUGGUUCUGUUCCUGAAUUAGUAAACAUCUUUGACCACAAUGAGUUGGAGUUUCUUGACCCGUCUACUUGAGGAGAUCCACAAUCAUUCCACAUUUGUGGGGAAGAUCUGGCUGACUGUGCUGAUUGUAUUCCGCAUUGUUCUCACUGCUGUGGGAGGGGAAUCCAUCUAUUAUGAUGAACAAAGCAAGUUUGUUUGCAAUACAGAACAGCCAGGUUGUGAAAAUGUGUGCUAUGAUGCUUUUGCCCCACUCUCUCAUGUGAGGUUUUGGGUAUUUCAAAUCAUCCUAGUCUCUACUCCCUCAGUAAUGUACUUAGGCUAUGCUGCUCACAAAAUAGCUCGGAUAGUGGAACAUGGCGAAAUAGAAAGGAAGUUACGAAGCAAACCUCUUCAAAUGCGUUGGAAACAACACCGAGGUUUAGAAGAAGCAGAAGAUGAUAACGAGGAAGAUCCAAUGAUGUAUCCAGAGAUUGAGGUAGAUAGUGAACGAGAGAACAAGCAAAAUCCAUCCAUCGCAAAAAUAAAGCAUGAUGGUCGGAGGCGAAUCCGAGAAGAUGGGCUUAUGAAGAUUUACAUCUUUCAACUGCUGAGUAGAACUAUGUUUGAAAUUGGCUUCCUGAUAGGCCAGUACUUACUCUACGGAUUUGAAGUCAGUCCAGCGUUCAUUUGUAGCAGAAAUCCGUGUCCCCAUACUAUUGACUGUUUCAUUUCAAGACCCACAGAAAAAACCAUAUUCCUGCUCAUCAUGUAUGGUGUGAGUGGUCUGUGUUUACUUCUAAACAUCUGGGAAAUGCUUCACUUGGGAUUUGGCACCAUUCGGGACACAUUGAACAACAAGCGGAAGGAGCUAGAAGAUUCAGGAACCUAUCAUUAUCCUUUUAUUUGGAAUACCCCAUCAGCUCCUCCAGGAUACAAUAUUGCCAUGAAACCUGAGCAGAUACAGUACACAGAAUUGUCUAAUGCCAAAAUAGCACAUAAGCAGAAUAAAGCCAAUAUUGCCCAAGAACAACAAUAUGGCAGCAACGAGGAGAACAUUCCCACUGAACUGGAGAACAUCCAGCGAGAAAUCAAAGUAGCUCAGGAACGCUUAGAUCUUGCCAUCCAUGCAUAUAAUAAUCAGAAUAAUCCAUCCUGUUCCAAGGAGAAGAAGCCCAGAGGCAGCUCGAACAAAAGCAGUGGCAGUAGUAAAUCAGGGGAUGGGAAAACCUCUGUUUGGAUUUGAUGCUGUUCACUUGACAGGAAAUGCUACCUUUUUUGUUGUAGCAUAUCAUACCUAGCAAAUUGGGUGCGAAAUAAUUUCUAGUAAAAAAUAAUUGGACUUGCUAAAGUUCAGAGAUAUUUCGUGCUGCUAAAUGGUACUGUGCAAAAGAAGAGAAAAGUAGCUAUGCUCACAAACGUAUUCAUAUUUCUUCCAGAUCUGCAGACGUCCCAGGGAUUUUUUUAAUUAUUUUUGUUAAAACGGUUUACACUGUAUGUACAGUAUUAUGGUACCUUUUUAUUAUGCACAUUUUUGUAUUUGUAUAUUGGAUAUCUCAGUUAUACAUUUUAUAUUAAAAGGAAUCAAAUAAGAAUUUUCAACAUUUUUCUAAAGCAUUUUUCUCACAUUUCAUAGAGAUGGCUGAUUUAUUUUGAAUUAUGGAACAGAUAAUUCUGGAUGACUGUCAUGAACAGAUGUAACCCCUUCUGCAUUCUUGUCCCAGCCAAAUAAAUUAAACACCAGGUUAGUGAAAUAUGUCUUCAGAUGUAGUCAGAUUUUUUUUCCUGUAGUGAAUAUUCUUGAAUAUGAGUGAACCAAAAAAAAUGAAUUUCAGACUGGCUGUUUCUAGAAUAUAACCUUACAUUCAGUUUAAGAGUCUUCCGAGAAAAAAGUGCCUGGAAUUGACAAUAUUUUCUGAAUAAAAAAAAGUAAGAGUUCAACCACUGUGAAAAUAAAACUUCAUGUACCUGAUAGUUAAUUUAAAACAUAUAUUUGAUAUAACAAAGUAGGGAAAGCAAUUGGGUAUAUUCUGAUGGCGAACCUAUGGCACAUGUGUCAUAGAUGGCACAUAGAGCCCCCUCUGCGGGCAUGCAAGCCAUUGCCCCAGCCUAGCUCCGUCGCACAUGCGCGCAUGCCUCCCACCAGCCAGCUGGUUUUUAGGUCUCUGCUAGGCAGGGCUGGGGGCACAUGCCAGAGAUGCAAAUUUGUUUGUGCAUGUGUGGGGCACAUGUUAGGGUGUCACAUGCAUGCACUGGGGGGCACACACACAUUGCAUUAUGGGUGUGCACGUGUGCGCUUUUGGCACCCUGUGCCGAAAAGGUUAGACCUCACUUCUCUAGAUAAUUUAUACUGCAUCCCCCAUAUUACUGACCUCCAUUGGUUGGAAUUAUAGUCUAAAAAUGUAGAUUGCCUAUCCCUGAUUUAGGGAUGACUUCAUCACCUCUUCAUCCUGCAAACAAUUUAAAGUUUAGAAAAAAGAUAAACAAGUUGCAUUAUUGUUGAGACAAAGAAAGGCCUGCUUUCUUGAAACGUGAACCAAUAUUCAAAUGGUGGGAAAACAUCAUCUUGAUUUAAGGGAAAUAUAAACAGAAUUAAAAAUACUUGCCUUUGUUUUGAAGUGGGAAAUGUUACUUUAAAGAUAUGUGAUGUACAACAUGGUUUUUCCAGAAAUUCUUUAUUGUGAGAAGGAGUGAGGGAUUGUGAAUUUGAAAUGAUGGGGAAAAAAGUACUUUAACAAAUCUAUUUAUUUUAGCAGUGUCCAAGGUCAGUCUUCCUCCUUGAUCUUUUAAAUUCCUGUCCUGCUAUUAAUAUAUUGCUUGCAAAAAAAUAACAGGAAGCUACUUGGGAGCUAUAAUUUUAAUCUUGUGAAACUGCAGGCUGUUCUAAUUAAAUACAUAGAUCAUUUGAAGGAGAGUUUCGGCUCCAUACAGCAAACUGGAAAUUUUACUUCUUUCCUAAUAAGAAGACAAAACAACUAGUUAUUAGCUUUUUGAGUUUGCUCAUUAUUUGGUUGUGGUUUUAUUUAUUAUGCUGAUGAGCUGACAAUAUUUGCAAAAUUUGGUAAAACAGUUUGGAUUUAAUGCAAUACAUGCUCAUUAGAAAAUGGCUUUCUGUAUUUUACUUCAUUCAAGCUAUAGUAAAAUCUGAAUUAAAAAUAAUGGGUAGCAAUUACACUAUCCCAAGUGCUUGCCAUUUUUUUUACUGCUGUGAUACACUCACUGAAUAAAUUGGCUUUACAGUAAUCUAAUAGCUAUUUAAGUAGAAAAUGGGGUUGUGUCCAAAUUUAGAUGCAUUCAACCCAUUUUUGGUAGCAAAUGGAGCUGCUUCAAAUAGAUAAUGGUUGGGGAUACUUAACAAACAGGAUAGGCAAUGUGAGGAAGGACGGGUUUUUUUUUCAAAAUUGGACAGAGGCAUCUUUUUUGUGUGAUGUUCAAAUUAUUCAGGAUACAUCUGCCUCGACUAUUCCAUCCACCACACACAAAGCCUCCCUCAUUUAGAAGAAUCCCAAGUUUUUUUAGUAUAGCCUUUAUUGUCAAUGUACAAAAUAAAUACAAGAAAUUGGUUUUGUGCAAUAUUUUAAAAGGCCUAGAUAUAAAUGAAUACCAACAUGCUGCUCUAUCUAACUUGAAAAAAUUGAAUUGAGAAAUGUGAGAGGUUUUUUUGUUACAUAGUUUAACUUUUAAGAACAAAGUGUUGUUCUGGUCCCCCACACUCCCUUUACAUCUUCUAUUAUGUAUAUACAUUUUACACCAUAUUUCUAUUUUACAUUUCAGUCAUCUUAUUUUUAUUCCAUAUUCUCCCGCUUAGUGUGAAUUUUUUCUUAAUAUAUAAAUAGUAUCCUUUUUCCUCUCAAAGUUGAUCAAAUUUAACAUAUCAGAGAAAUGUGAGUUUUGAAUAAGAACAGUCAUGUUUUCUACUAUUGAAAAAUCUGUAUUCCAAAAAUUAUUUAAGAAAAUGUUGUUUUGAAAUUACUUCAGUGUUGGUAUUUAGCAGAGAUUAUUCUAAUUAAAUGAUGUAAAUUUCUCCCAAGCUGCUUUUCUUAUUACUCCAAAUUCGGGGGCUAGGUGCAUAUUUAAUUUUUGUUUUACUGAAAAAAAAAUCAGCCAAGAUUUAAUAUUCAGCUUUGUUUAUAUAUAGAAGGCAAUGUAUAUUGCCUUUGGUGGCAUCUUAUUGGCAAGGGCAGUAAGGACAGAGAAAACUAAAUAUGUGUUUUAUUUAUUGUAGAAAGGGAAGGCUAGAUAAACUGGCACUUCCAUUUCUAAAAUGGUACCCCCAUAAUCCUCCUCAUUAAUCAUACUGAAUGUAACCAAUAGGAUUGUAAUCCAAUACAUUUGGAGAGAUUCUGUUUUGUAGAAUUUCAGCAUCAUUUUUAAAAAUGGGGUGUUUGCUGUCUUUCCACUUUAAAUGCAUAAGACAGAGGGUAAAAAUAGUGAAUAGUUGAGCCAAUACUUUGAAAGCACAUGGCUUCUUCUAGAAGUAGCAAAAUAGCUAGUUUUCUUAAAAGAGAGUCUUUGAUGGAUGAGUAGACUUAUAAAAAAGGUUGUUUUAAACAUAUAGCAUUGAUUUGCCAUUCUAGGACCGCUACACCAGAAAAGUACUGUACCAAAUUUUGCAAUUUUUAACAGAGAUACUGGUACUUUGAAUGCAGGAUGUAGAAAUAAUGUGCAUUUAUGAAUACCAGCAGGAAAUACUCAGCUUUUCAAGAAUGAAUACAAAACUACAUUUAGUGAGAAGCUGAAAAAAAUUACCAAAUAAAUAUUUUCUGGAACCUUUAUUCAUUUGCUCAAUUGAAUUUAAUCAAGUAACAAAGUUAAUAAUCAAAUGUUUGGCUGGUGCUAUAAAAGAAAAGGAGAAAAAUUAGUUCAUAAGCUUUAUUCUGAACUUUGCCUUGAAUAAAAUGCAGCCUAUUUUGGAUACAAAAGGUUUAUUAAUAGUUGCACCCAUAAUUUCAUGUGUAUGCAUGUUUCUUCUUGCACUGAAAGAUGGGUGGCAUACUAACAAGGUUUGUGGAAAUGAAAGAUCAUAUGGUAAUAAAAUGUUGUCUGCAUGACUUCAGAUUCCCCCCCCCCUGGAUAAAAUAUCAGGUGAUAACAGAAUUCUAAUUAUCUCAGAUCCUUUUUAGACAAGCAAAGUGAAUGGAUUGAGUGACAAACCCCACCCCCCAUGUCCAAAUAAUAAAAUCAAGGUUUUCAAGCAAUUUUAGCAACAGAUGAGUAGCUUUGAAGAUGAAGCAAUGGGAAAAUAUUUUCCCAUUACUGUUUUCAGACAUCAGCAUUAGAUAGAAUGAGGUUUGCCUUUAUUUAGUUCACUUAAUAAACUUUCCCCAAACUCUCCAAUAAUGCAUUGUAGAAAUGAAAAGUACAAUAGAAUGUUUGUGCAUUCAAAAUUAUUGGAAUGGCUGCAAGAAUAGAUCAAAUACAUUUUCACCCUUUUGAUGAUCAGAUAUACAAUCUCUUUUGGUGUAUUUUUAGGAUAUACUACUUUUGCAUUGUUGCAAUCUGCCCUUUGCACGCCAAGGGGGAGGGGGGUCAACAAAACGUUUUGUAGGAUAACUGUUCCUAUAAGGAAGAACAAAACUUAGAUCCCAGAAGAUACUGGGUAAAAGUAGAGAGAUCGAAUUCUUUCCCCUGCUCUCAAAGUCAGGUGAAAAAACCAAAAUACUUAAAAACUUUCCAUUAACCAAAUCCAUGAGUGAGAAACCAUGUGGAAAACCCUCUCAUGUAACUUUCUGUACGUUUGUUAACAAGUAGAAUUAAGAAUAUAAAAUUGCAACAUUACUUUGAUCAAAUUUUAUUUGAUUUUUUCAUACAACCAUAGCAUCCAGGUCUGAUAACAGAGAACACCUGUCACUUGUAAGUUGAAGUUUCUUAUUUUAAAAAAAGAUAAAGGGUGGGGGAGCAGCAUCAAUGUGCUCCUUCUGCAUGGGGGGGGGGGGAGGAGAGGAAAUCACAGGACAGAACACACCUAGAUAAUAAAAGACAACCAUCUUCCCUCCUAACUGCUCAGGUGCCAAAAUCCACAUAUCAACUGAAGCAAAACAAAUGUCUAUUACUUGUCUGAGAAGCAAGCUUGCAUCUCUUUGCAGAAAUGCUAAGCCUUUCUAAAAAAGGGAAGGGGGGC
Molecule: messenger RNA, 6222 nt
Organism: Thamnophis elegans (Western terrestrial garter snake)
Lineage: Eukaryota; Metazoa; Chordata; Lepidosauria; Squamata; Natricidae
Gene: GJC1
Product: gap junction protein gamma 1
Exons: 2
Coding region: 166-1347 (393 amino acids)
Biological process (GO): cell communication
Cellular component (GO): connexin complex
Source: RefSeq, a predicted model, not a curated record